AGCAGCCCUGGUGGCAUCGAUAUCGACGAACGUUGGUUUUGUUUUCUCCGCAGUAGUGUCACUAAAAAACAUACCACGAUUGAUCCCUGCGUUUUAUUUCGCUUCAUCCUUAUGUAAAUUCUCAUGAGAGUGUCUGUUACGGAGCUCUGGCAGAGUGAAACAGUUCUUCCAAUCUCAAUCACAAUGUCCAAGCCCAUCAUGGAUCUUGGAGGAUAUUACAUCGAGGAGGAAAGUGAUGAAGACGACGCCGAUGCAUGCAGUAGCAGCUCUGAGGACGAGAUACAAACAUUUGUCCGAGAAAAGUUCCUCACCAAAAGUGAUUCCGAGGAUGACUUCGAACAAGAAAUGGAGAAAGAGCUCUCUCGUACGGUCAAGAGCUUUGAACAGAAGCAGAUACUUCGGCAAAAGGCUUUAACGAGUGGGGAGCAUAGCCAAGUUACCGAGAAAAGUACAGGAGGUCAUAGCAAAAACAAAGCUGAACCUUCAAAUGACGACCUCUUCUACAACCCGGAUGAAGAUGACGAGGACGAGAAAUGGGUGAACGACCAGCGCAGAGCGUGCAUCUUCCCUCCAAGCUCUAACAAGGACACCUCCAGCACAGAAAAGCCUCUGCCAACGAGUGAUGCUGUACUUAACUGUCUAGCCUGUAUGACAGUUCUGUGCCUUGACUGUCAAUGCCACGAGAUCUACCACACGCAGUACCGUGCCAUGUUUGUGAAAAACUGCAUCGUAGAUGAGGCUCAGGUGUUGAGAUGCCCACCUUCGGGCCAAAAAAAGAGAAAAGGUGCAGAACCAACUGACGACCCUGCAGACCUUUUCAAGCCAGUUCGCUGCAGUCAGUGCAACACCGAAGUUGCAGUGUAUGACAAGGAUGAAGUUUACCACUUCUUCAAUGUGAUUGCAAGCUUUUCCUAACACUUUUGUAAAUAAACAUCUUGUUGGAUACA
Messenger RNA from Ornithodoros turicata, 947 nucleotides. Its product is annotated as E2F-associated phosphoprotein-like. The record is from RefSeq and is a predicted model, not a curated record. Gene Ontology annotation, cellular component: nucleus. Gene Ontology annotation, biological process: positive regulation of cell population proliferation. NCBI's taxonomy places the organism in Eukaryota, Metazoa, Arthropoda, Arachnida, Ixodida, Argasidae. The transcript has 4 exons. Bases 124 to 915 code for a protein of 263 amino acids.